Molecule: messenger RNA, 6057 nt
Organism: Seriola aureovittata
Lineage: Eukaryota; Metazoa; Chordata; Actinopteri; Carangiformes; Carangidae
Product: E3 ubiquitin-protein ligase SMURF2-like
Exons: 20
Coding region: 346-2673 (775 amino acids)
Biological process (GO): negative regulation of BMP signaling pathway; ubiquitin-dependent protein catabolic process
Molecular function (GO): protein binding; ubiquitin protein ligase activity
Source: RefSeq, a predicted model, not a curated record
CAGUCUGAGCUGCCCGGGCAGAGUAGGCGCUUGUCUGGAUGGAGGGCAAACCGUUCACCUGACCUGUAUCAGUACCCGUGGCUCGCGGCAUGAACGACAUUUGGGGACGUAGUUAUUUGACAUUUUUACGUGAACGGGGCUCAAGACGAGAGUGUUAUUCCAGCGAUAUGAUUAUGAUACCAUUAUGUUGCAUCAGUCAGCGUGAUUUGCUAUGGUGAUACUACAAGCUAACCCCAAGCUAGCAGAGGGAUUGUUUUGGGAGAUACCCUUUUGAAAAAAAUCAUACGCUGACACAUGAAUUAGAGACUUUUUGUGAAUUUUCAUCAAGCUGGAACACAAAGGGGAAUGUCUAACCAAGGAGUUAGGAGAAAUGGCCCAGUAAAGCUGCGGUUGACAGUCCUUUGUGCAAAGAACCUGGCAAAGAAAGACUUCUUCCGGCUGCCAGAUCCCUUUGCCAAAGUGGUGGUGGACGGUUCAGGACAAUGCCACUCUACAGAUACUGUGAGAAAUACGCUGGACCCAAAGUGGAAUCAACAUUAUGAUCUAUAUAUUGGAAAGGCAGACUCCAUCACCAUCAGUGUAUGGAACCACAAGAAGAUCCACAAAAAGCAGGGCGCAGGUUUCCUGGGCUGUGUCCGCCUCUUGUCCAGUGCCAUCAACAGGCUGAAAGACACUGGCUAUCAGAGACUGGACCUGAAUAAACUGGGCCCCAAUGACAAUGACACUGUGAGAGGGCAGAUAGUAGUAAGUCUUCAGUCCAGGGAUCGCAUCGGGACAGGAGGGCCAGUGGUGGACUGCAGUCGUCUGUUCGACAAUGAUUUGCCUGAUGGCUGGGAAGAGAGGAGGACAGCUUCUGGAAGGAUACAGUACCUGAAUCACAUCACACGUACUACACAAUGGGAGAGACCUACCAGGCCAGCGUCAGAGUACUCCAGCCCAUCAGGGCGUCCGCUGAGCUGCGUGGUGGACGAGAACACACCAGUGAUGACUCCCGUUAAUGGGGCCGUGGCCAGCGGCCCGCCAGGCGAACAGCGGAUCCAGGAGAGACGGGUUAGAUCACAGCGGCAUCGUAACUACAUGAGUCGGACACACCUGCAUACGCCACCUGACCUGCCUGAGGGUUAUGAGCAAAGAACAACUCAGCAGGGCCAGGUCUACUUCCUCCACACGCAGACUGGAGUCAGCACUUGGCAUGACCCCCGGGUACCCAGGGACUUAAGCAAUGUGAACUGUGAGGAGCUUGGCCCACUGCCACCAGGCUGGGAGAUCAGAAACACAGCCACUGGCCGCGUCUACUUUGUCGACCACAACAAUCGAACAACACAGUUCACAGACCCGCGACUGUCUGCUAACCUGCAUCUUGUACUCAACCCAAGUCCAAAUGGUUCCCGUGUGGCCAUGGACAGCCAAAACACUAACCUCAGUCAUCCGACGCAGUUGAAGGACCAGGGUGGUCCUGGGGGUCCCCAGCAACCUCUGUCACCAGCCCAGUUACCUGAAGAAGCAGAGUGCCUGACGGUGCCCAAAUACAAGAGAGAUCUGGUGCAGAAGCUGAAGAUCCUGCGGCAGGAACUGUCUCAGCAACAACCCCAGGCUGGUCACUGCCGUAUCGAGGUCUGCCGUGAGGAGAUUUUCGAGGAGUCGUACCGACAGGUGAUGAAGAUGCGUCCAAAGGAUCUCUGGAAAAGACUGAUGAUCAAAUUCAGAGGAGAGGAGGGACUGGACUAUGGUGGGGUAGCGAGGGAAUGGUUGUACCUGCUGUCCCAUGAGAUGCUGAACCCGUACUACGGCCUGUUCCAGUACUCCAGAGAUGACAUCUACACUCUACAGAUUAAUCCCGACUCUGCUGUCAACCCGGAGCACCUGUCGUACUUCCACUUUGUGGGUCGUAUCAUGGGAAUGGCGGUGUUCCACGGCCACUACAUUGACGGGGGCUUCACUCUGCCCUUCUACAAACAGCUGCUGGGAAAACCGAUCACGCUGGACGAUAUGGAGUCUGUCGACCCUGACCUCCACAACAGCCUCGUCUGGAUUCUGGACAAUGACAUCACCGGUGUCCUGGACCACACUUUCUGUGUAGAGCACAACGCCUACGGAGAAAUCAUCCAACAUGAACUGAAACCCAACGGCAAGAGUAUUCCUGUCACAGAGGACACCAAGAAGGAGUAUGUUAGGUUGUAUGUGAACUGGCGUUUCCUGCAUGGCAUCGAGGCUCAGUUUCUGGCCUUGCAGAAAGGCUUCAAUGAGGUUAUCCCUGAACACCUUCUCAAAGCCUUUGACGAGAAGGAACUGGAGCUGAUAGUGUGUGGCCUGGGAAAGAUCGACAUCUCAGACUGGAAGUCCAACACCCGUCUGAAGCACUGCACCCCUGACAGCAACAUAGUCAAGUGGUUUUGGAAAGCGGUGGAGUCGUUUGACGAGGAGAGGAGGGCCCGACUACUGCAGUUUGUUACUGGCUCAUCCAGAGUCCCACUGCAAGGCUUCAAGGCUUUGCAGGGUGCUGCAGGGCCCAGACUCUUCACCAUUCAUCAGAUCGAUGCCAACACCAACAAUUUGCCCAAAGCCCAUACCUGCUUUAAUCGGAUUGACAUUCCGCCCUACGAGAGCUACGACAAGCUGUACGAUAAGCUGCUGACGGCGAUCGAGGAGACCUGUGGCUUCGCUGUGGAAUGAGAGACACAUUAUGUGCAGGACUCUGAUAGAUUAUUAUUGUAUGUGUGACAUGCCGAUGGGCGCACUCAGAGCCUGAUUUGUACGUCUUUGACCAGCCUGCAGUCUUCCUCUUCUCUCACCGCUGUCCAAAUUCUUCUCUUAUCGAUAUCUGUUUGAACAGCUGCUAGAGAGUCAGCCCAUCCUUUUUUUUUUUUUCCUUUUUUGUUAUGUUGUAGUCAUGUGAAAUCAAAUUAGGAGCUGUUAUGAGCUGCAGCAUUUCUUUAAACAAUUUUGUUUUUUAUCAUUUUGAGUGGGCAGUUUUGUUAUUGUUUUGUUUUUUGUCGAUUUCCUUGGCAGUCAGAAAAAGAAAAGGUGAAAAGACCUGUAAUGCUUGGUCAUCUCACUUUGAAUCUAAUCGAAUCAGGAGGCGGUUUAUCAACACAGUUCAGUAUCUUACAAAAGUGUUUCUUUUAAAAAAAAUUAUCCAGAGGGAUUUGAGAACAGUGAGUCACUUUUGUUUCACAAUUUGAUCAGAUUUUUUUUUUCUUUUCUUUUUUUUUUUUAAAUCAUUGUCAUGCUACUGAAUCUUUAACAUUGCAGGUAGCCAUAUCUUGCCCUUGGUAGCCAUCUUAACCUCAACCAAUACACCUUCCAAUCCUCAUGGCUGCAGAGUUGGUGUGCUUCAUCUUGUAGGAGCGCCACAAAUUCAUCCUACCUCAGUGUAAUGCUUUGGCAUUUGAAGAGUUUCAUUCCAAAAUGUUAUAUAUCAUCUUUUGUAAAAGUUGGUAGCUGAUGUAAUUCAAAUUCGGAAUAGAAAAUCUUCCAUUUUUACAGAAAUACACCAUAAUUAGUUCAAUUUUUUAUACCAGCAGUCAUUUUGUACCCGUAAGUCUUUAUAAUUUAAAUAUGGAUGUAUCAUUUUGAAAUGGAACUCAUACAGACUGACGUGGAUGUACAGUAGCUCUGAUUUUUUGUGGCGUUUUAGAGUCGAGCUUGUGGCGGUUGUUCAAAGAUGAGGGACGGACUCUGGUGAAGAAGAAGGCAUAAAUCUUAUUUUUUCCCUGAAUCACUGCACACUGUGGCCACAGCUUUUGUAGACGUGUGUGUGUCUGUGUGUUUCUGCAUGUGUACACAAAUGUACGUUUGUAUGCAAGGAAGGUAGACAUUUUGUAAAUGAGUUCCCUUCAAUUCUUACUACCACAGUAUCCUGUAUAUGUCGCUGCAAAGCUGAUUGAACCUCACUGUUUGAGCCUGGUUCGUCUUCCUUUUCUCUUAUUUGUCUCCAGCAGUUACAAGUAUGCAUGUUCUUUUUCAUUCUAUCCAACCCAGUGUAACUCAGCACACUUCCUGUCAGAUCAUAUGUGAAAAGGGCACAACUGUCCUCGGGACCAGGCUUGAUUAAAAGGCCUUUCAAGGCAGAUGUCUAUUUUCAGUCACAUCAGUUUAAUAAGGCAGAAGUAUUUCUUUCUCUCUUGUCACUUUAGAGCACUUUACAAACUGAGCAGUGAUGGCAGGAGUGCGUUCUUCACGUUAGAUUAAAAUAUAUCAUGUUUCAUUUGCUAUACAACUACAUUAGAAAUAUACGGAGUAAAAAUGAUCUAUACACUUGUAAUUUUUGAGUAUAUAUGUACAAAUACAUAGCUAUUUUGUAUAUUGUUGCUUGUUCUUUCUGUUCAAUUUAAAUGCAAGCAUGUUGGUGUCUGUCACAGACCUCUUUGCAUUCUCAGGUGAAGUUCUUUGUUUUGUUUUUUUUUCUCUUUUUUUUAUUAAUUUUUUAUUUUACGUUUAUUAGGCUAGUGUGUGAGGAGGGGUACAACUGGUUUUAAUGGAAACUAAUAUUUCAUAGGCCUUGUCUUUACACCCAUGAUAGAUUUUAAAACUUGGCAGUUUAAAGUGAGAUUUUUGUGAGGGUCUUGAUCAGUCACAUUCGCAUUUUGACAUGCAUACCUUCAUGGGAGAACAGCAAAGGCCAUAUUUGCUGCUCUUGACAUCUGUGUCACCACUGAAUACCAAACAGCACAGACAACCAUAUUAUUUCAUAUGCACAAGGGCAGUAUGUUUGCAACAAGAAUUUUAAAAGCGAGAAAGUAGUCUGAAUGCUGUUGGUGGCCUCACAUCCUCAGGGCUGCAAAUGUUGGCGGUUGACUGCUGCUGAACUCCUGGGUGCUACACAGUGAAAAAUGUUCAACCAAAAUACAAAGUCAGUAAAAACCAGAGAGGCAGCAGUGAGGUGAGCAGCUCCAUCACCAGAGCCUCUAUCCAAAAACAAAACCCCUCUGCAUGAAUGGAUGCUCGAGAGAUCAAGCCUAUUUAUUUGCUUAAUUAUUACUCAUAGAAAACUUGUUGACUUGGAAAAAUCAGUUAAAUGUUCUUUUUUUUCUUUUUCUUUUUUUUUAUUUAUCUGCCUGCAUUUGCAACCAUGAACAGUUUCGUUGGCUGAUACUCAAAACAUUUUUAUUUUGUGGUCAUGAGAGAAAACAGAAACAAAACACAGUACAUUGAAAUAGUUGUCAAAGAAUUUAUUUGAUUUUACCUUUAAUAACUCGACUCAGAGGCAGAAAAGAGAUGCAUUACAAGUUUUUUUGCACACAUUAUGCAUACUUGGGCUCCAAGUUAUAAUCAGACACUUCCUUCUAUUUACCAAAUAGUUAAUGGACUGAUUGAUUUUUAUGUAGAUAACAUAUAUAUAUAUAUAUACACACACUUGCUCGUGAUAUGCACACACAUCUAUGUUCGUCCAGUGCACAAAGUCCUCUUCUGCUCUUUGUUAUUUUUUGUUGGCACCAAGUUCUCUGGCUGGUUCAGUCUUCAGUGCAAAAGUUGUGGGGGUUGAGCAAUUUCCAGACAAGGGGAAACCACAUUUCUCCCCAGUUAAGCAGCCUAAUUGGUCACACAUAAAAAUAUAAAAUUGCAGAUCAUUAACUUUAUCAAGCUUUGAUGGAAAGACAUUUUUGUCUACUCAGAUUAAUCUAAUUAAUUUACUUGAACAACUUGAGAGCUGACUCAAAUUGACAAUUCUUUUAAAAAAAAUAUGAAUUGUAAUGAUGGUUUAAAAGGUCACAAACCACAACAAGCUCUCCCCACACUUGUAAGCACAAAUUUACAGUUUAAUGUGCAAAUUUGUGUGUGUAUGUGUGUAAAUGACUUUUGAUUGAAUUCAGUACAAAACAGAAUUUUUUUUUUAACUGAACCAUGUUUUAUUUCUUUUGAUUCUCUACCUGUUUUGUAUUUAUUAUUACAGUAUACGUGUUCAUAGUUUUUCACAUCAGCUGCUCUGUGAGCUUGUAACUGACACCUGUACAUAAGGAAAAUAAAGAAGCAAUGUAAUAAACUUCUUGUACCCUUGCAGAAAGCUGAGCAAUAAAACUAUGCUGUUUGGACCUCACAGCAUUAUGUUUUAUAGAA